CCUGCUGUGCGUUGUCCAAGGCAACUCGUCCACUUCUUUUCUUCCAUAUCGGAACCCAGUUCCAUAGUUCGUUACAGCAAUGGAUUCCCUUCCUAUACACAUAAUCAUCUCUCUUGUCUGUUGGUCAUUUUGUUUAUUGCCAUUCUCUGCAUCAUCCGACAGCCGCCUUCUUCCCGGCAAGCCGCUUUCUGCUGCCACCACCAUCAUCUCCGACGACGGCACUUUUUUCCUGGGAUUCUUCUCCCCAUCCAGCUCCAGCUCCAGCACAAAACAUUACUACGUCGGCAUAUGGUACAAGAACACACACAGGGACAACGUUGUGUGGGUUGCCAACCGUGCCAUACCAAUCGCCGAUCCUUCUUCUGCAACACUCACCUUGACCAACAGAUCCAAUCUCGCCUUGUCAGACACCAACGGCCAUCUUCUCUGGAUGACAAACGUCAGCACCACGAGCAGUUCAUCGCCAGAGGCAACUGGUGGAGAAGCCACUCUUGAAAACAGCGGGAAUUUAAUCAUUCGGUCAUCACAGGGCAACAUCUUAUGGCAAAGCUUUGAUUACCCGACCGACACACUCCUUCCACACAUGAAUCUCAGAAUCAACCACAAGACGCAUGCACUACAACAGCUCAUCUCUUGGAGAAACCCCCAAGACCCAUCACCGGGCAACUUCUCGUACGGUGCAGACCCUGGUGAGUUUCUGCAGCGUUUUAUAUGGAAUGGGUCAAGGCCAUACCGGCGCAGUCCAGUAUGGAAUAACUAUUUGGUAGUCGGGCCAUACCUCGAGAGUAUCAAGUCCACACUUUACUUUACACUGCAACAUAUAGAUGAUGAGGUCUACAUUUCCUUUGGGCUACCAGUGCCAAGUGUGUCCUCAUCGGUGCUAGUGUUAGUGAAGAUGGACUACUCAGGCAAGGUAAGGAUAAUAAUCUGGAAUAGCAACAUGUCCAAAUGGACUGACCUGCAGUCAGAACCUAACCAGGAAUGCAACAAAUUUGGAUAUUGUGGUCCAUUUGGUUACUGCGAUAACACACAGCCUAUUGUGACGUGCAAGUGUCUUGAUGGCUUUGAGCCAAACAACAAACAGGAUUGGACCGCAAGUAGGUUUUCGCAGGGAUGCCGCCGGAUGGAAGCACUAGUAUGUGAUCAAGGAGAUGGCUUCUUAAAUUUGUCAACCAUGAAGGUUCCCGACAAGUUCUUAUAUGUCAAGAAUAGAAGCUUCAAUGAAUGCAGAGCAGAAUGUACCAGCAACUGCUCCUGUAUGGCGUAUGCUUACGCCAAUAUGAGCGCCAAGGCUAUCAAUGGGGAUGAAACAAGGUGCCUAUUAUGGAUGGGAGAUUUGGUUGACACAGAGAAGCUCAGUGGACAAGGGGAAAACCUCUAUAUUCGGGUUAACAGAUUGAGUGAUAAAAACUGGAGUGGCAAUGUACUGAAGAUUGCAUUGCCGGUUGUGUCAAGUUUACUCAUAAUCAUAUGUGCGUGCCUUGUUUGGAUCUGCAAGAGCGGAGGCAAACGAAGAAACAAGGAAAUUUGGAAGAAGAUGAUGUCAGGUACUUCAAUUACUGCAGCUGAACUUCGUGAUGGAAACUUAAAGUAUCCUUUUAUUAGCUUCAGAGAGAUUGUACUCGCAACAAACAAUUUCUCUAACUCUAACAUGCUUGGACAUGGAGGUUUUGGAAGUGUUUACAAGGGGAUAUUAGGAGAUGAAGAAAUUGCUGUGAAAAGGCUUAGUAAGGGCUCUGGCCAGGGGGCACUGGAGUUCAGAAAUGAAGUAAUACUCAUUGCGAAGUUGCAGCACCAAAACUUGGUUAGACUUCUCGGGUUCUGCAUCCAUGGAGAUGAGAAACUAUUGAUAUAUGAAUACUUAACUAACAAGAGUCUGGAUGCCUUCCUUUUCGCAGAUGCUACAAGAAAAUCAAUAUUUGGUUGGCCAAUAAGAUUCGAAAUAAUCAAAGGGGUAGCUAGGGGGCUUCUUUAUCUUCAUCAAGAUUCAAGGUUGAAGAUAAUUCAUAGGGAUCUCAAAGCAAGUAACAUACUGCUAGAUGCUGAAAUGAGCCCUAAGAUAUCUGAUUUUGGUAUGGCGAGGAUAUUUGAUGGCAAUCAGCAACAAGGAAACACCAACCGCGUUGUUGGCACAUACGGUUACAUGUCGCCAGAAUAUGCUUUGGAAGGUGUGUUUUCUAGCAAGUCUGAUGUAUAUAGCUUUGGAGUUUUACUUCUAGAGAUUGUGAGUGGCUCAAAGAUCAGCUCUAUGCACCUAAAAGCGGACUUCCCCAACAUUAUAGCCUAUGCAUGGAGCUUAUGGAAGGAUGGGAGCACAAAGGAUUUUGUUGACUCAUCAAUUGUGGAGAGCUAUUCACUUAAUGAAACUUCACGAUGCAUCCAUAUCGGACUCUUGUGUGUUCAGAACAGCCCAAAUGCGCGGCCACUCAUGUCAUCAAUCGUGUCCUUCCUGGAGAAUGGAGAUAUAUCACUUCCACAUCCAACACAGCCAAUAUAUUUUGCAGGAAACAACUAUGAAACUGAUGGAGCAGCACAGGAUACCGUAAAUUCUGCAGAUAACAUGAGCAUUACAGUGCUAGAGGGGCGCUAGUACCUAGCAAUCUAUUUUCAGCAUAUGCCCAUUUGUAGUUUUGACUAACCAUAUGAAGCAAAAGAUACCGGUAUUUGAUUUGGAGAACAUGUAGCCCUAUUAUAAUGUACAUAAUGUAUUUCAACUCCAGUAACUCCUGUAGCAAAUGGGAGAAUCUACGUUUCUUAUCAA
Molecule: messenger RNA, 2761 nt
Organism: Lolium rigidum
Lineage: Eukaryota; Viridiplantae; Streptophyta; Magnoliopsida; Poales; Poaceae
Product: G-type lectin S-receptor-like serine/threonine-protein kinase B120
Exons: 7
Coding region: 80-2590 (836 amino acids)
Biological process (GO): recognition of pollen; protein phosphorylation
Molecular function (GO): ATP binding; protein serine/threonine kinase activity
Source: RefSeq, a predicted model, not a curated record